Mercurialis annua (annual mercury) is the source of this 1194-nucleotide messenger RNA. Its product is annotated as BURP domain-containing protein 3-like. Bases 61 to 993 code for a protein of 310 amino acids. The transcript is spliced from 2 exons. The record is from RefSeq and is a predicted model, not a curated record. Lineage: Eukaryota; Viridiplantae; Streptophyta; Magnoliopsida; Malpighiales; Euphorbiaceae.
CUAAAAACAGUACACUAAAAAUUAAGCUAAAGAGAUCAUAAAGGGAUAGGAACUGGAAAAAUGUUUACUCGAGCUGCUUAUUUCAUUUUUUUCUUUCAUGUUUUGCUCUCCAUGAGUGGUCAUGUAAGAGCAAUUAGGGAUGUGCAUCCAAAUGAAGAGCAAUUCCAAAGAAAUAUAAAUGAAAUUAUAAAUAAAAAAUCAAUUCAACUAUAUUAUAAGAUCUUGAAUGAACUUUUUAAAAGACCAGCUAUAUUUGUAAGUUCUGCAGGCCUAAACUUACCAGGUAAAGGUGUACAAUUAGAAUUUGUUCUUGAUUAUAUAGAAUCUUCAUACAUUGGCUUAUUUACACCUAAUAAUGUUUAUUCUGGAAAACAUUUAUCAAUUUAUUUUCCUAUAAAAGACCAUUCUUCUUCUCUCCCUUUCACCAUUCCACAAGAAAUGAUUGAUUCUUCGAUUACUCAUUCGUUAUCCGAUCUCACAAAUAUCUUCAAGCCUCGUCGAAAUUUCAAGAAUCAAUCGAAUGAGAACGCUGAUAAAUGUGAAAUCCAACCUGGCGAAGGUGAUGAUAAAAUUUGCAUAAGAGAUACGGAGUCAAUUGUUGGAUUUAUUAGUCGGUUUUUUAAAUCCGAAGGUAGUUUUAAAAUUUUGGAAACGAAACAACCUGAAACUUAUUCGAGUGCAUUGUUGCAAGAAUAUGGUGUUAUAGAAGAUCCGGAAGAGAUUGAGGGUGACGGAAAGGUAUUUUGUCAUCCGAUGGGUGAUGCGUUUUAUUGUCAUUACGCUUUUACGACGAAGGUUCUUAAGGUUUCGUUAGUAACUGAAAAUGGAGAUAAAGUCGAAGCUGUGGCUGUUUGCCAUAUGCACAAUAAUUUUGAUAGUAUUUUGAAUCGGAUGCUUGGUAUGAAGCCUGGAUCAGAUGCCCCUUUUUGCCAUUUUUUACCUGCCGGUCAUUUUAUUUUGGUUCAGUCACCAACUAUUUAUAAGGCUAUUUAAACCCUAAAAAUAAAAUACAACUAAGAGGGGGUGGUAGCUUAUAGUGUCCAUCACCAAGUUUGUUUUAAUCUAGUAGUAGUAUUUAUGAUAAAUGUUGUAUUUCUGGAAUUUGAAUGUUUUUUAAAGAUGUAUUAUAAUGUUACUGUAUUGUAUUAGUUUUUUUUUUACUAAUUUGCAAUUAAUAAAAGAUGAGUUUGCUUA